AUGGCCGCCGCCGCCCGCGCCACGCUCAUCGGCCGCGACGACGCCCACUUCCGCGACCUGCUCGCGCGCCUGCCCGCGCACCUCGUCGCGCCGCCGGACCUCGACGAGGCCGCCGCCGAGAAGUUCUACAAGAACAAGGGCCAGAAGGCGCCCGAGGCCGAGCGCCGGGCCGCGUCGAAGCAGCGCCGGGCCGAGGCCAAGGCGCAGCGCGACGCGAAGCGGCGCGGCGCGGGCGCCGCGCCGGCCGCCGACUUCGACGGACUGGGCGACGCCGAGGACGAUCCGGCGCCGGCCGUCGAGCGGACGGGCGAGGCGAUGGCCGACGUGCGGCAGCGGCUCCAGGCGCGGAUCGCGGGCCUCAAGGGCACGCGCGGCGCGGGCGAGAAGAAGAAGAAACGCAAGGAGAAGACGAAGGCGGACGAGCGCCCUGCGAAGCACGCACGCACGGACGCGCCGGAGGAUACGAAGGUUGGCGCGCUGCGCGACGCGCGGGCGGACCGGCCGACGCCCAAGAUGGUCCAGGGCGCUCCUGGGUCUAAAACCCGAAAGCUCAAGGGACUACUGAAGCAGGCCGAGCGCGACGCGGCGGAGGUCCGGCACCUGCGCGCGAGCGGCCAGGACGCGGCGGCCGACGACCGCCAGUGGGACGAGGCGCUCCGCGUCGCGUCGGGCGAGCGCGCCGCCGUCGACCCGGCGAAGGUGAAGAAGGCCCUGAAGCUGCGCGAGAAGAAGAAAAAGAAGUCGGCGAAGGAGUGGGCCGCGCGCGGGCGGGCGUCGGCGCGCGCGGUCGCGGCGAAGAAGGUACCCUCGGGGAAGAGAGUAUAUGACGACUAA
Messenger RNA from Pelagomonas calceolata, 834 nucleotides. Lineage: Eukaryota; Pelagophyceae; Pelagomonadales; Pelagomonadaceae. The record is from the annotation of a GenBank genome assembly.